AUGGCAGCGGAGCCUUCUGAGGCGGCCAGCGAGGGAGACAAUGCGGCUUUGGAAGAAACAGAAGCUGACCAGGAUGAGGCGGUUGCCAAAGAGACAAAUGCGGAGAUGGCCGCACAGGCAGCUUCGGAUGAUGCAAUACCGCAGGCUGACCCAGAAGUCGCGAAGGAAAAGCGACGGGUAGCAGAAGAAGCCCCAAUGGGAGCGGAGCCUUCUGAGGCUGUUUCCGAAGAGGAAGACGCUGAGAUGGCAACUGAGGACGUGCAUUCAGCCUCAAGUUUCGCCAUGCAGCAGGCUGAGCAGAAAGCCGCCGAGGAUGAGCUUCCAUGGCACCACCACAAGGUCUCAUGCCAGAUCUCUCUACCAGAGGUCUUGGAGGAGACCGCAGCUGAACUCUUCCAAGAAGCUGGAAUUGAAGCAAUGGAGCAGUUCUUUCACACAAAGCACGGGGUCCAACUUCGCAUUGCACCGAGACCCUGGACUGGCACCCUGGACGGGGUGUGGUUCAAGGUUGACAAAGCUUUGCAAGCUGAUCUCCUCAACGUCAUUCGGGAGAUCUGCAAAGACCAGCCAAAGUCGGCAAGCCAGAUUUGCUUCAAAUUCUCUGCCGAGGUUCCCGCAGAAAGAGAGCACGCAGCUCACGGCGGAGAAGCAGAAGCCGCUCAGGCUGUUUCCGAAGAGGAAGACGCUGAGAUGGCAACUGAGGCCGUGCAUUCAGCCUCAAGUUUCGCCAUGCAGCAGGCUGAGCAGAAAGCCGCCGAG
Messenger RNA from Symbiodinium pilosum, 759 nucleotides. NCBI's taxonomy places the organism in Eukaryota, Dinophyceae, Suessiales, Symbiodiniaceae. The record is from the annotation of a GenBank genome assembly.